Neurospora tetrasperma FGSC 2508 is the source of this 1583-nucleotide messenger RNA. RefSeq lists its product as uncharacterized. Bases 1 to 567 code for a protein of 188 amino acids. Gene Ontology annotation, molecular function: GTPase activity; GDP binding; GTP binding. Gene Ontology annotation, biological process: small GTPase-mediated signal transduction. Gene Ontology annotation, cellular component: plasma membrane. NCBI's taxonomy places the organism in Eukaryota, Fungi, Ascomycota, Sordariomycetes, Sordariales, Sordariaceae. The record is from RefSeq and is a predicted model, not a curated record. The transcript is spliced from 4 exons.
AUGCCGUCCCCCGCCACAAAGCAGCGGAAGAUCGCCAUCGUAGGUAGUCGCUCCGUUGGCAAAUCUUCACUCGCUGUGCGCUUUGUGGAUGGGCACUUUGUCGAAUCCUACUAUCCCACCAUCGAGAAUACUUUCUCAAAGGAAAUCAGGUGGAAGAACCAGGAUUACUCAACCGAGAUCGUCGACACAGCGGGCCAGGAUGAAUAUUCGAUUUUGAAUAGCAAGCAUUUCAUCGGCAUCCACGGCUACAUGCUGGUCUACUCCGUUUCUUCACUGGCAUCCUUUGAAAUGGUCCAGGUUAUCCGUGAUAAGAUUCUCAACCAUCUGGGUACCGACAACGUACCCAUCUGUAUUGUCGGCAACAAGAGUGAUCUCCGUCCUGAACAGCGCCAGGUCACUCCCGAGGAUGGCAAGGCUCUCGCUGAGAAAUACAAAUGCGCCUGGACUGAGGCUAGUGCUCGCUAUAACGAGAACGUCGCCAGAGCAUUUGAGCUUCUCAUCGGCGAGGUUGAGAAGUCAAAUAACCCCACGGCGACCAACGAGAACGGAAAGUGCGUGGUCAUGUAAGACAGUCAACGUGACUCUGUCUUCACCGUCAGUAGGGAGAGAUGACCAUCAAUAUCUCUCAUGAGCAGUGGCGCGCUCAAAUGUCGGAUCUUAUUGUGAGCGAUGGCAAGCUCCAUGACAGACACAGAUCAGGGGUUUUCAUGCAUACAUGAAGACGACACGACCACCACAGACCUCCUCACCGUUAUAUACGGUCGUUAUUUGCAGCACAUCUUGCUCAUGGUUCAUGACAGCACAUGGUGGUGUGGCAGCCUCCAUGCAGCAUGGUACGGACAGACGUCACCAAGGCGUUGAACAGCUGUCCUUGGCUUAUAUUCUUCACCCACGAAAAGGGUAUUAGAUUCGGUACAUCUCGAAAGGGAGAGCAGAUUCCUUCUACCAAACAAUGGUUUGAGGUAUCCAACCUAGUCCUACCGCAUACGGAGCUUUCUUGGCCGCCUACUCCAUCACCGGACAACACGCAAUUUUCACGACCUUGUUUCUGUUUUUCGCGGGAAGCACUGGCGCGCAGGAGAGAAGUCAGGUGCUUUUUCUCUUUUGACUUUAUCAUGGUCUUUCCUUUUUUCAAAUUUCUUUUUUUUCUUUUCCUUGUUCGUUGAUUUACACUCGGUGUUAGAUAUAAACGAGACUCAACUCGGCUUGUGGAUAUAGAGAGGGGAUUUUGACACUAUACCUUGUUCAUGUGUUCACAUCAUUUGGCGGCAAGACUGCAUCGAUGUGAUUAGGGAAUGAUUGGUUGAGGCUUGAAUCGGGAGAGGCGGCGGGUAUCAUUUCUCCUUAAUAAGGUUUUGAUGGGAUUUGAAGAAAGUUGACUUUGUCUAUAUGAGAUCAAGAAGCCAAUGAACGACGGGCAUUGUUGCUUGUAUCAUAGUAAGGCUUUUGAAGGGCAUAGUCGAUUGCAUAGUUGUGAACUAUGCUUGUUCAUGGUAUAGUACGCAUGUUCUCUAUACUUGGCCCAACGUAUGUAACUGCCCUUGUGGAUUGUCAUUUGAGAACGGGCGUACGUAUAUCGCGCG